CGCACGGCCCCGAGUCCGGCCACUUCCCUCGACUUGUCGUCGCACGCACGCACACCCGCACUCGACUCCGUCCUAAUAACUAGGCCCUGCGGUCCGUCUGCGCGAACAACAGCAUGCGCGCGUCCGUCUCCCACCGUCUGAGUCAGUCCCUGCGCGUGCGCCGCGUGCCGGGGCAGCAGCAGCAGCGAUUUGCGUCGAGCACACCCGGCGGCGGGUUCAACUCGGCAGAGGCGCAGAAGAAGGCGCAGGAUGCGCUGGUCGCGACGCAGAAGCGGCUCGGGGAGGCCGUAGAGGUGGGCAAGAAGGUGUUGGGCCCGUACGGCGAGAAGGCCGCGAGCAUGCUUGGCUCGUACCGCCAGCCCCUCACGUACAACUGGUCUGUCGCGCGCGAGUUUCUGAAGCAAGUAUACGUCGCCGAGCGCCUGCAACCACCAGCGUCCACAUCGGCCAUCACGAAUGCCUACUCUGCUCUCUGGUCGCGUGCGCGCAAUCCUGCGUACUGGCGCGAGCUUGUGCGAUCCGGGGAGUGGGCCAAGGUCGGCGUGUAUGCCGUCGAGGCAUACGGCAUCUUCAAAAUUGGGGAGAUUAUUGGACGACGGAGUCUGGUGGGAUACAAGGUCGAAUAGAUGACUGCGUGUUGUGUAUGGACUGUGUCGUAUAGCCAUUCGCUAUUUGAUAGAAUGCUGUAUGCACACU
Molecule: messenger RNA, 696 nt
Organism: Postia placenta MAD-698-R-SB12
Lineage: Eukaryota; Fungi; Basidiomycota; Agaricomycetes; Polyporales; Adustoporiaceae
Exons: 3
Coding region: 114-626 (170 amino acids)
Biological process (GO): proton motive force-driven ATP synthesis
Molecular function (GO): proton transmembrane transporter activity
Source: RefSeq, a predicted model, not a curated record